AUGGACGACUUUUCUCUUAAAGAACUGUUCGAAGAUUUUACGGGCUCUGAGGAUGAUGAACAGAAACUGCACGUCUUGAUGAAAAGAUGUCACACCGCAUCGAAUUGUGAACUUGAAGACUUCGUCAAUGAAUUGUCGGAACUUCUGUGCAACUCCUUCGAAUCACAUAUACCUACCUUGAAAGCUUUCCUUUCCCAAUUAUUGGAAAAAUAUUCAAAGCGUCCCACUUUGCUAACGAGAUAUAAUGCAGUAUUUCAAAAUUUUCCAUCUCUUUUAACCAACUGUAUCAUUAUGCAGAAUCUUCAUCAAUGUGAUUUUCCAGGUUUUAGAGAAAUAUUUGACUACUGCUUCGAGCUCCUUUGGCGGGCGCAGAACAAUAAAAUUGCUAUUCAGACAACUAAAGACAUCUUGAUCAAAAUCCUGGAUUCGGACGGUGUCUUGGGGGUUUUGAUAUCGGGGUCGCAUGGUCGCCAUUGCCUUAAACGCAUCUUGUUUGAAUUAAACAUAAAUAAUAGGAUAGAUAAGGAAAAGUUACUGAAGGCGGUGGACAUGGUUGCUAUUAUUGUGGAGCAAUGUUCUGAGCAUGAAGAAGUUUCACCUCGGCUAUCUGAGACGCUUUCUAUAUACAAAGCUUGUAGUACAUUGUUAGAUAAAUUCAGAAGUUACCAGAAUGCUGAACGCUCAUUGCUACAUAUUCUAUGCGAUAACGAUGAACCACAUUUCACACUAUUGGGAAUUUCAGCGCCCAAAAAGUCAUCAGAUAUACCUCACUAUUUGCAUGCGCUUGAACAACAAAAAUUAAAUUUAUUUCAAAAACAAGCACUCGUUCGUUUUUCCCCCGACAAAUACUCUUCGCUCAUGGAAGAAGAAGAGCUAACAAGUAUUAAUAGAACAUUCCGCCUUCCGUUUGAGUUUGAUGAAGAUGAUAAACUUGGGCCAUGGGACAUUUUGAUAAGUGAAGACGCAAUAAAGGACAUGUUAUAUUUGGAAUCACCUCUGAAGAUUAAAGCUGUCAUGAAAAAACUAGGGAAUAUAUCAUCUGGGGCCUGGGAAAAGCACGGACUGAAAUAUACGGUUCCAUUUCUCUCAAUUCCUGUUUACGAAACUGAACUCCAUGAUCACGGCGGCCUAAAAAUCUUUUGGCAAGUUGAUUAUGGGUUUUCUGUCCGUAGCUAUCUGCUUACACAGCUUGUGAAAAUUUGGGCUGUCACUGCCAACCAAACUCAGAUUGAUAAGAUAUUAGAAUACCUCAAAAUGCUUCAUCAAGUCUACACAGAUGAGCAAAUUUUCCGAUGUACUGUUCAACAAAUUGGCAGAAACGACAUAAUUUUACCAAAAAUCUUUGGAGAUGAAGGAACAAAAUCUACUGAGAACAAGUUUUACAGCUCCAAAAUGGACGAUGAGAUGCUGCUAGAGAUUCACAAAAUGCUUGUUACCAAUAAAUUCAUUCCCUUAUCAAAGAACUUGUUUAAGUCACUGAUAAUGGGAGGCGCCGAUUUCACUUUUCAAGUAUCGAAAGUAGAGUACGAAAUCAUCAACAAUCCCACUUCAGCUAUCAUAAUUGGUCGAUCAGGUACAGGCAAGACCACAUGUAUCGUGUAUAGACUACUUGCCUCCUACCUCAACGAUUCAACUUAUCCAUUUUAUAAGACACCAUGCUCUCACAAAAGGCAAAUAUUCAUCACAGUGAGUCGCAAUCUAUGUCGUCGGGUAAAGGAAUAUUUCUACAGGCUACGAGAAUCGGCAGCACUUGCUAAGACAAAAAUGACGAUAGCUCAGUUUCAUGAGUAUGCUAGAAAAAAAGAGGAAGAAGACUGCGGUGCCAAUCUAACUGACGAUAAAAUGGAUGAAGAGGGAGAUGAUGAUAAGGAUCUAAGUGACAUCCCAAACUCAUUUUCUCAGCUGACAGAGGAUCAUUUUCCAUUAUUUAUUACUUACAAAAAGUUCUCUGAAAUGCUUGAGGGAACAUAUGGAAUUGAUACUCGAAAGUUAAUUCAACAAUCAAAAGUAGAUAGAGACAAUGAAGAUGCUUAUAAUGAUGAAGAGAAAGAAUUUUAUCAUAAAUCCUUCUUUGUUAAUACAUCAUGGGCACACUUUGUGGAUUAUGAUGUUUUUAAAAAAAAGUAUUGGAAUCGUUUUAAUGAGGAUAAACUGGACUGCGAGCUGGUCUAUUCUGAGUUCUCUAUCAUUAAGGGAUCGAAUCCUGAAGGAGAGUAUCUAUCAAGAGAGGAUUAUCAAGUUAUCAGUACCAAAAAAUAUCCUGUAUUUUGCCAUAACCGGGACAAAAUUUACGAUUUAUUUCAGCGAUAUGAAAAGCUGAAAGCAAUUAAUGGUGAUUAUGACUCAAUAGAUCGAACACUAGCCAUUUUACGUUGUGCCACGAAAAAAGCGCUUGGGAGUCCACACAUUCAUGAAGUAUAUAUUGACGAAUGCCAGGAUAAUCAGAUCGUGGAUUUUGGCCUUAUAUUGAAGAUUUUCAAUCGCGUUGAUAGCAUUUUUUUGGCCGGAGAUAUAGCGCAAUGUAUAGCCAAGGGCUCUUCUUUCCGAUUCCAAGACAUACGCUCCUUGAUGUACAAAUGGGAAUUUGAUCGUAUUCAAAUUAAUAAUAUCCCUCGUGGUACCAUAAAACCAAAACAAUUUGAGCUAAAUAUUAACUACCGUUCUCAUAAUGGGAUCCUUCUACUUGCUUCUUCAAUCAUUGCUCUCAUCCGGACCUUUUUUCCUGAAUCAAUUGAUCAUUUAUCCGAUGAGCGUGGUGAGGUUGGCGGUCCUCGACCUAUAGUCUUUAAAGGAUCUCAGGCUGAAAAUUCGCAUUUAAAUGCCUUUUCUGCUAGUGAGAAUACUGGGAAUUAUAUCGAAUUCGGAGCUGAGCAAGUCAUUAUUGUGCGUAACGAAGAAUCUAAAUCGCGCGUUAAACAAUCAAUUGGUGAAAAGGCUGGGUUGGUGAUGACUGUGUUUGAGACGAAGGGAAUGGAGUUUAACGACGUGCUGCUGUAUAAUUUCUUUACAGAUUCUCCUGGAUGCCAAAAGUGGCGGGUAAUUCUUUCUGAAGUGAAAGACCAGUCUGAGGGAGUUCCAACCUUCUCUCAUGAAAAGCAUUACAUCCUUUCCUCUGAACUUAAACAUCUUUACGUCGCAGUUACCAGAGCACGGCAGCACAUCUGGAUAUUUGAUGAGAAAAGUGAGUGCAUCGAGCCAAUUUGCAAAUACUGGGAGCAAGAUGGAUUGGUCAAAGUGGUGCGAAGUGGAGGUAAAAUCAACACUCUCCCUACAUUGGCCAAGAAGAGUAGUGCAGCAGAAUGGAAGCGAAAAGGAAAGAAGUUUUUUGAACUGCGGCAGUAUGAACAGGCUAUUUUUUGUUUCGAGAAGAGUGGAGAUAAUGAAAUCCUUAAGCUAUCUGUGGCCUAUCAUCUUCAGCAAAUAGCAAGAGCCUCUAUAAAUGAUUCCGAUUGGAAUAUUGUGACUUCGAAUUUUAAUCGUGCUGCUGAAGCAUUUCAAAAAUGUUCUCGGCCAAUACAGUCGGCUUCAUGCUAUGAGGAUAUCAACAUGUAUGAAAAAGCUGCUAAAGUUUACGUUGAAUGGAACAUGUUUGAACACGCCGCACGUUGUUAUCUUAAGGUUCCUAAUUUUGAAAAUGCGGGAAUGUAUUUUGAAAAGUCGAAUAAGUACACCGAAGCUGUAGUUGCAUAUAAAGACGGCCGACGUUAUGAAAAAAUCAUUAAUUUGAUGCAAAGUCACAAAGAAAACAUUGACGAGAAAAUAUUCAAUCGUAUGACACGUCUUGUCAAUAUCCAUUACCGCCGGGUGAACGACACAAAAAUGAGUGAGAAAGCUCUCUCCAUACUUCCAACUCAGGAUGAACAAAUAAAUCUACUUCGAGAACAUGCUCCUGAAGAGCUUCAGGAGAUUUGCAAGAAGAGUGGUCAAUUUCAUGUUGCCGCUGAAGACUUACGCUUGCGUGGGAAGUUCAAUGAGGCUGCUGAUAUGUUCCUUUGCUCAGAUGACAAUAAGGAUGAUAUCAUAGAGUCUUUGCGAUGCUGUUUGUAUCUAUGUAGAGUUGAAGCAUUGAAAAAGACAAUGACAGAUUUCGUGAAUCUUAAUUCCUCUGAAGGGCUCAGUGAGCAACUUUCCAAAGCAAUCAAUAUCAUUACAAAAGUGAAAUUAGAAUCUGAAGAAUUAAGUAAUUUAAAAGAAGAGCUUCAGCUAUAUUUAGCUUAUAUGAAUUCGGAUCUCAAUGAAAUCCGCAAAUUCAUGCAAUUGUUUAGAAGGCGUGAAGAUUGCGUCACUGAGUUUCGUGCAGUAACCAUAUCGAUAUGGCUGCAUAUCUCCAAAUUUGAUAUUCAGGCCGAGAACUGGCGGGAACUAUUACUAUGUCUAUUGAGAUUAUGUGAACUGUCCUUUCCCUUUUUAGAUCCUCGAGAAAAUGAAAAUAUUGCAAAAAUAAACAAGGAUUUUCAGGAUAUUUUUGUUGUAAGCGAAGUUGAGAACCGUCCACAAAAACGAAAAAUAUCUUCUGAAAAUCACCUUGUCCCGUUUUUAAACCAAAAUAUUGUAGAGGAUGCUGUAGAAAUCUUGGACAAUUGGCAUGUGUACGACGAGAGUACUUUGGAUUUGGCUAUUUCACAAUUUCUUGCUUCAUAUAUCUAUGAACUUAUCCAGGAGGUUGGUCAGAUAGGUAGACAAAUUCAAGAUAUAAGUUCUGAAAUCUGCUUUAAGUUUUCGUCCUGUCUAAAGCAAGAUUGUCGAAGGCAUCAUGUUAUUCCAACACCCUCAAUUCUGCGCAAACGUUUCACACUUGCUUGCCUUCAGUACACUGUGAUGCAACAAUUGGACGUAUUUUUAUACCGUGACCGUCGCCAUCUUCUUAAAGCGGAACAAAGAGAACUAAUUCGUGGAUCACAAAGGUGGUGGGCUGAAAGACUUGUGAAAAUUCAUAUUCGCUAUCAAUCUCCUCAAACAAGCUGCCCAGAAGUCACAUAUGCGGUACUUGCCGAACUUCCUAAGCGCACACGUUAUAGAUUAAUUGUUCUUUCUCACAAGAUUUGGUUGCGUGAUGUGAUUGAUAAUCCCUCAGAUUUUUCAGUUAUGUUGAAAUGCAUUCUUGUUCUUCACCAAAUACAGGACUAUUGGGGAAUCGAUAUUUUCGAUUGGGAAAUGUCAAAAAAAUUAAUACUAAGACACCCUAAGGAAUUACCCACUGGAUUCGUUCACUACCUUGAAGAUUAUGAAGCUGUUCCUGUUGGAAAUCGACUUUCAUUAUUCUUCUCAAAUCUCUAUGAUAAUCGUGUGUCAGCUGCGAUCAUGCACAUAAGAAUAUUUAUUCAAUACACUAUCGACAAUAUUGAACGCAUUAAUAUAAAUACGCCCGAUGCAUUUGCUGACCUUAUAUCUCUUGUGGAGUUCAAAACAUCUUUGGUAUUUGCAAUCAGUCCUGGAUAUUGUGAUUUUUGCCUUCCUCGGGCUUAUUUGGUCAAUCAUUUUGACGUAUUUACAGCAGAGCCACUCAUUCCCAAUCAACAUGGUUACAACAGAGCCUAUUAUCUGGCUGAAAUCAAUAAUUCCAUUAAUCAAGUUCAACAGCUUCUCAAUUUGCUGAUUCUGGUUGGACAAUUGUACUUGCCCAUUAUCCUUAGGUUAAUACGGCUCUUGGCUCUCAUCGGCCUAAACGAACCCACUUCUUCAACCAGGAUCUUUAAUCUUUUUAAAUACUGGUCCAAACUUCUGAAGAACAAAAUCUUUUCUGCAAAGCUCUUAAUAUACUUGAACGAAAGUUAUAUGGAUCAACUUGCGAUCAAUCUUCACAAUGAUCUCAAGGAGACAGAUUGUGACUCCUUGGUAAUUGUCCAUUAUCAUUGGGGAGGCUUAUCAAAAUUUUCUAACUUGGAGGAACAUGGCAUCGUGAAGCUUAAGUAUAACUCUGUUGAGCAAUUUCAUUUUGCUCUUCGACAAAUCAUAUCACCGAUAGUUACUGAAGGAAGUGCUUCAAAUAUCCAAAUGAAUCAAUUGUCGCGGAAACCAGAUGACCAUCGGCAGCAGAAAAUUGUGAUUGGUAAUGAGGAUGAUCAGAAUAGUGAAAUGUCCAAAGAAGCCCAAGAGUCGGCCACAGAAAGUCAAGCUUGGUUUUGCCGAAUUCACGAUUCCCCACAGGCCAAAGAAUCAGCCACCAAAAUUCAAGUAUGGUUUCGCCGUGCUCUCCAACGACAAGAAUCUCGUCAACAUGAGUCUGAUCAAAUUCUAGAAAAGAUUUUCAACGAGAUGGUGGUUUUUUGUAAGAAUGAACUUUACUGGAAGGCUGCUGUUGAAAAGAAGGGAAAAAAAAGAGUGAACAAAUAUCAUAUUCUAUUAAGAGGUCUCGUUGUAAAAAACAUUGCGGAUCUGACUAAGAUGCAAGGAAAAAUGUAUGCUACAAAGAUCAAAUUGCAAAAGGCGAUCAAUAAUCACGAUUCGGAUGAUCAAAAAAUUGAAAUAUGUUUGGAAUUACUGGACGACUUUAAAUACAAACACUAUGAAAAUGUUAAGCUGGUGUUAGAUUUACUAUCAAUAUCAGAGAACACGACAAAACAUCAAGAAGCAAACAUCGAGUGGUUGAAAAACGAAUCGCAAAUGGCUGAUAAUUUCCUAAAUGAUGCUUAUCAUUGGGUUGUUAAAUGCAACGAUGCCAUGAAAAAAUGA
Molecule: messenger RNA, 6672 nt
Organism: Ambispora gerdemannii
Lineage: Eukaryota; Fungi; Glomeromycota; Glomeromycetes; Archaeosporales; Ambisporaceae
Source: the annotation of a GenBank genome assembly